Zingiber officinale is the source of this 1592-nucleotide messenger RNA. RefSeq names its product scarecrow-like protein 23. Gene Ontology annotation, biological process: bundle sheath cell fate specification; regulation of DNA-templated transcription; leaf development. NCBI's taxonomy places the organism in Eukaryota, Viridiplantae, Streptophyta, Magnoliopsida, Zingiberales, Zingiberaceae. The transcript is spliced from 2 exons. Gene Ontology annotation, molecular function: DNA-binding transcription factor activity; sequence-specific DNA binding. The coding region runs from base 217 to 1524 and encodes 435 amino acids. Gene Ontology annotation, cellular component: nucleus. The record is from RefSeq and is a predicted model, not a curated record.
AUAAAAAACCGCUACUAACUGAUUUGAUACCGUAACAGCAUCUUCUUGUCGUCAUCUUCUUCUUUCAUGUUUUUUCUAAGAAGAUAACUGCUAUGAAGUUUUUCAUUCCGCUACCAUCUCCAAACCGUGCCGUUUUGUUGCCCCCGCUGCCCGAUUCUUCGCAGCCAGCGCCGUCGCCCCUCCCUCGAUGACGCCGCCGCCGCUUCCUCCCUCUUCAUGAAACUCAAGCGCCCCAACCGCGACCCCUCCUCCUCCACCGCCCCCUCCGAUCUCGACGACGACGGCGCCCCCAAGAAGAGCCGCCAGCAGCAGCAAGCCGAUCCUCCCGCCGCCGCAGCCGAGGACUCGGUCGCGGACUGCAGCAGCCUCGACGAGGAAUCCCGCGGCCUCCGCCUCCUCGGCCUCCUCCUCCGCUGCGCGGAGGCGGUCGCCGCCGACAGGCUCUCCGAGGCCCACGACCUCCUCCCCGAGAUCUCGGAGCUCGCCUCCCCCUUCGGCUCUUCCCCCCAGCGCGUCGCUGCCUACUUCGCGGACGCUCUCCGCGCCCGCAUCAUCAGUUCCGUUCUCGGCGUUUACUCCCCGCUCGCUACCGGCGCUACCCAUCGCCGCAUCUCACACGCCCUCAACUACUACAACGCCAUCUCUCCCCUAGUCAAGUUCUCCCACUUCACGGCCAACCAGGCCAUCUUCGAGGCCCUCGACGGCGAGGAUCGAGUACAUGUCAUCGACCUCGACAUUAUGCAGGGUCUCCAGUGGCCGGGGCUCUUCCACAUCCUCGCCUCCCGAUCCGCGGUCAAGCUCCGUUCGCUUCGCCUCACCGGAGUCGGAUCCUCCAUCGAGCUUCUCGAGGCCACCGGCCGCCGCCUCUCCGAUUUCGCCGAGGCGCUUGGCCUCCCUUUCGAAUUCCGCCCCAUGGAGGGCAAGAUCGGCAAACUCGCGGAUCCAUCCGCCCUGCUCGCCCCGCGCCACCACCGCGAGGCCACCGUCGUCCACUGGAUGCACCACUGCCUAUACGACGUGACCGGCUCCGACGCCGCCACGGUGCGCCUCCUCAAGGAGCUUCGCCCCAAACUCAUCACCAUCAUCGAGCAGGACCUCUGCCACGGCGGCGGCUUCCUCGGCCGCUUCGUGGAGGCGCUGCAUUACUACUCUGCCCGCUUCGAUGCCCUCAUCGACGGAGCCUCCCCGGAGAGCGCCGAGCGACACUCUGUCGAGCGCCAGCUCCUCGCGGUCGAGAUUCGCAACAUCGUGGCGGUGGGCGGCCCGAAUCGGACCGGGGAGGUCAAGGUGGAGCGGUGGGGAGACGAGCUUACCAAAAUCGGCUUCCGGCGCGUGUCGUUGGCCGGCAACCCCGCGGCCCAGACCAACCUCCUCCUCGGCAUGCAUCCAUGGAAAGGCUACACCCUCGUCGAGGAGAACGGCUGCUUGAAGCUGGGCUGGAAGGACCUCUCCUUACUCACCGCCUCCGCCUGGAAGCCGGCCGACCACCACAAAGAACCCGAGAAAUCUCAACACAUCCCAUAAAAGAAGAUGGAGAAGCUGAAGCUGAAGCAAAUGUGCGUUGCUAUCAAGCAAAACCCUGCUUACUGUCA